Molecule: messenger RNA, 2716 nt
Organism: Xiphophorus hellerii (green swordtail)
Lineage: Eukaryota; Metazoa; Chordata; Actinopteri; Cyprinodontiformes; Poeciliidae
Gene: dbf4
Product: DBF4-CDC7 kinase regulatory subunit
Exons: 13
Coding region: 358-2139 (593 amino acids)
Biological process (GO): regulation of cell cycle phase transition; positive regulation of nuclear cell cycle DNA replication
Cellular component (GO): Dbf4-dependent protein kinase complex
Molecular function (GO): protein serine/threonine kinase activator activity; nucleic acid binding; zinc ion binding
Source: RefSeq, a predicted model, not a curated record
CGGAAAAGCCAGAUCUGGCAACCUGAACUCGACAUACUGGAUUUAAAAAGCGGGAACUGACCGUUGGAAGAAACGCUGAGAUAAAGUUUACAACUGCAUGUUUUGAGGCUUUAAUACGGCUAUUAUGGAAACAUUCUUCAUUUAACAAAAAAAACCUGAAAGUCAAGUAAGUUCAACUUUUAGGCUUGAUCAAAUGUGACAUAGUAGACAUUGUAAACUUCCUGUACACCCUCCAACGAGUUUGGACUUUGUUUUUGAUUAACGCAUCUGAAUGCGAUUUAAAUGUGAGCUGACGCGGACUUUAUGGCGUAAAAGGAGAAGGUUUCUGUCUUGCUGUUCUCAGUCAGUGAGAAAAAUAUGAAACCAAAACACAGUCAAAAUCUUCGUCAGAAUCCUGGAUCCAACUUACAAGGAAAAAGUGUAAAUGCUGGUGAGAAGACGUCAGUGAGGAAGGCAAAGCAAACAUCUUCAUCACAAGUCAAACCUUUUGCUGGAAAAGUGUUUUACCUGGAUCUACAAUCCAACAGAACAGCAGAGACCUUGGAGAGCGACAUCAAACAACUGGGCGGGAUCGUUGAGAAGUUCUUCAGUAAGGAAAUCAAGUAUCUGGUUUCCAACAAGCGGGAAGCGAAGCAUGUGCACGGCCUCAGACAGGACUCUCCUGUCCCCAGUCCCGACUCUGGACAGAGUUCCCCGCAACCCCACUCAAACCCACACUGUCCUCCGAACCAUAUGGACAAAACCAAGUGUCGGGGUCAAGUGGAUACAAUGAUCAAGAGCAGAGGAAAGUCUCUGGUGGAAAGAGUAGUGACAGGACAGGGGAGGCUGCAAAUAGACAGAAUCUUGUCAAAUGCACUAGAAUGGGGUGUCAAGAUUCUUUACUUGGAUGAUAUUUUGGCUUAUAUUCAGAAGAAAAAGAAAAUUUUUGGGAACCUGGUUUCAGCAGCUGCUCCUGUGAAAUCACAUGUGAAAAAUGAAUCUUCAACUAAGUUGGGUUUUCAGAAAUAUAAAGCAGGCAGGAUCACCAAACCUUUUAUUAAGAUUGAAGAUUUGAGCAGACACUAUCGUCCAAUCUACCUCACAAUGCCAAACCUGCCGGAGUUCAGCCUGAAGACCGCAGCUCCUUACAGUCCCUUCUGUGUCGAGGAGAAAAAUCCUUCUGGAAUCAAACAACAUGGACACAGAGCGAAAGCCUCAGGUGCUGAGGAGAAAGGUCAAGGCCGAAAGAAGAACCGAGAGAAGAAGCGAGGCGGUUACUGCGAGUGCUGCAUGGUCAAAUAUGACCAACUCAAGAUGCAUCUGCAGAGUGAACGUCACCAGGCUUUCUCCAGGAGCGACGAGUAUUUGGUUGUGGACCAGCAGGUUUCGACUUUGCACUUUAAUUUCCUUCCCAUCAAAACUAAAGACAUGAGACGAAAGUGCAGUGUUUCUUCUGUUCUGUUGGCUCCUGGACCAUGUGGAGAAGCAAGCCAAAGUCUCCAUGGAGACGCGAGUCAUUCAGACACCGUUAAGGAAGAAGAGGACUGGAUCUUUGAUGCAUCUGAAGAAUCGUGUUCGGAACAUUUCUGCACAAAAGGAGGCCGAAAGAACUGCUACACUUACUCGGACAAGUCCAAGCACAGGUUUCUUGCAUCCAUGCGAACAAUCAGGCAAAACUCUUCAACUCAGAAAUCUGAGCAGAUUAUGGUUCCUCAACCGAAAUCAGAAAAUCCUCACUCUGACGGGGAAUUUCUCACCACAUUUCCCUCCAGAGACAAAAUCCUUCACAAAGACACAAACAGCUCAGUCUCUUACCUACGAGGUCCAAACCUGCAGAGUGAAGCAUCAGCGAGCAACUUCAGUGUUGUGACGCACGGAGCUGAAGAUACGAACAAUGACGCUGCUCUGUCUGAGGCAAAAACGUUCUCAAAAACUGAAAACAGUCUUUCUGAAAAGGAGGAAGAAAACCCUAAUUUGCCAAUCUUCUCUACGGUGCAAAAAAUUCAGAGGAAGAUCAGAGCUUAUAAACACAAGAGGCGGAAAGUGGACCCAAGUGGCCAGUCUGCAGAGCCAGAACCCGAGAACUCGGUACUGAAGCUUUGGGAGAUUUUCCAGUCAAGUGAUGACAUGGAUGGGGAGUUUCUUGGUUUUUCAGAUUAGAUAACAUCAAAAACUAAAAGGGGGGGAAACCUUUUCUUUUUUUUUUUGAGCCAUGAACUAGAACCAUUAUUUUUUUUACUUAUUCAGAUAAAAUGUGUGGUUUACAAACUGAUUUCUUGAAAAAAAAAAAAACUUAAAAUAUUAUUUUAAUGCGAAGAUUAUUACAAAAAAAACCCCCUGAACUUCACAAUCUACAAUUUUACAUUAUGGGUAUGAAUAGACUAAAGAUAUGACAUUAAAAAAUUUGACUGGAGUUUUGACAAAAGGGUGUCGGGUUUGAUCUCACGUUUAUGUCUGGAUGGGUUAAAAACCACUUCAGUUUUCUAUUUAAUAAAAUAUAUAUUUUUUCAAUUCUCUUUUUGGGUGAACAUCAGCUCCUGGGUGAACUUCUGUUUUUGUACAGCCACAAGGGAAGUUGGAAACCUCACAAGAUGAAUGUUAGCCUGUGCCUAUGAAAUGUAUUUUGGAAACUGUACAGUUUUAAUUCAUGAAUUGUGUUAUUUAUUUCACAUUUUGAUAAUAAAUCUAGCGUUCUAUUAAACUGAUCUGAAAAUUAAAGAAUGUUUUUAAAGUACCA